Messenger RNA from Aspergillus ruber CBS 135680, 423 nucleotides. RefSeq lists its product as uncharacterized. Lineage: Eukaryota; Fungi; Ascomycota; Eurotiomycetes; Eurotiales; Aspergillaceae. The coding region runs from base 1 to 423 and encodes 140 amino acids. The record is from RefSeq and is a predicted model, not a curated record. The transcript has 2 exons.
AUGUACCAACCACUCCAAAGUCUCGUCUCGUGGGUGACCAGCGAACGCGGUAUCUACAUCCUUCGCAGGACCGGUUUAGCAAUACAAGCCAUCUGUGUUGCCAGGUCGCUCUGGGCCUACCAUAGUACAGACAAGGAACUGGUCGAGGCGCGGAAAGAGGCCGACAACACCAAAAAAGGACUUGAGCGACUUCUUAUCGCGACAACCUUCCUUCUGAGACUCGAGAAAGCCCUACGUCGUCGCCAGGAGGAGGUUUUGAAGGAGGCGCUGGAGAGCACGGGUGUUUUGUCGGAGGUGGUGGUCGAUGAUGCGGUUGACAGGUUGUUUACGGAGGUUCUUCCCACUGCGGAUAUAAAGGAAUUUCCGGAUCUGUUUCACGACAUUAUUGAGGGCGAAGAAACGGAUUCGGGUUCGUACCCUUGA